This is a messenger RNA of Ctenopharyngodon idella (grass carp), 3881 nucleotides long. RefSeq names its product transmembrane protein 232 (gene tmem232). The transcript is spliced from 13 exons. NCBI's taxonomy places the organism in Eukaryota, Metazoa, Chordata, Actinopteri, Cypriniformes, Xenocyprididae. Bases 44 to 1888 code for a protein of 614 amino acids. The record is from RefSeq and is a predicted model, not a curated record.
GUGGACUUUUUGCAUUGUGCGAGACUGUGCUAAACGCACCAGUAUGCCUAUAGUCAAAAUUCCUAUCAAACAUUAUUUAGGAAUAGUUUCUCAGUCUCAACAAGAGGAUUUCAAAAAACGCUUCAGAAAAAAGGCCGAAGAAAGUGAUACUGCAAGAAAUACCACCAGUGUCAGAAGAAACCCAUUUGAAACAACAGAAGGCUUCAUUGAUAAAUACAAUCAGUCACAAGGCUCAAAGGAGCAGGAAAAGUAUGAAAAUCUUGCAGAUGUGUUUCUCAGUCGAUGCAAGCGUCGUGCUGGAUUUACAUCUGUUGGUGAAGGUAAACAUGUUGAUCUCCCCGGAGCCUGGACGCAGCUUCUCCUGCUGAGCUUGUGCAAUGGAAAAGUUAGAAAUGAUUCACUGGAUGUCCUGGUUGUGUCAUUGGACCACGCACCCAUUCAUGCAGAUCAGAUCCCUGUGCUGUUCCACCUGGCAGAGUCAAUCCACUAUUUCCUGUGCUCUGACACAACUCUGUUGGACCCUCCAAGUUCUUAUACGACGAAGAUGCUGCAGCUUGGUUAUUUGGUCUCUCUGAGGCUGUUCAUCUUUCAACUGACUGGUAAUUUAAAUGGACAUCAACUAAGCAGAGUCUAUCUUCACAGCUUAAAAGGGCUGUUGAAGUGUGAAACACGCUACCAAGAGUUCCCAAACAUGUUAUUUUCUGUUCACUUCAUGUUGCAUGUCGGGGAGGUUCUGUGUGGUCUCAAACUUACCGAGGACACUUCAGUGCAGUUCUCUGUGGAAGCACAGAAGCGUGGUGUUAACCAGGUCUUAAGGCAGUGCCUUCUUGGCUAUCACUGUGUGCAAAACAAUGGCACUCGGCUCUCUCAAGUGAUCAAACAGCUUAUGUUGCUGAGAGAUAAACUUCAACAAGACAACUGGGUCGACUGUGGGUUAGGGCUGAUGAUUCUGGGAGAGGCCGCCAAAUCUAGCAUGCUGUGCCUUCAGACCCUUAUGAACCUUCACAUGGUCCAAACACAAGAAAGCACUCAGGAAAUUACAUCACAAAAAGCAUCCUGGCCGUGGCAGUUGGAGCACAUAUAUUGCUCCGUUUUGAUUGACAUUUGCCAGAACAGCUACUAUGCUGAAAUGAAGAAAACAGCCCUCAUUGGGCAGUCAAACUCUUCUCCGUGCAGACGUUCUGGAGGACUUGUAACUUUGCUCAAACAAUCACACGAAGACAAAUGGAGGCUGCGGUACAGUGUGGUUCAGGGUUUGGCACAGAUCAGCCGGAGGAUCACGCUUCCGGAGAGCCUGAGGAACACUGCCUGGUUAACACUACAGAAACAUCUGAACCAGGAGACAGACCUCCGCAUAAUCAAUGCUGUGAGAAUCAUUGAGGCUGAUAAAAGGCUCCUGAAGAACCACAGAGAGAGGAUGAGAAGUUCACACACAGUUGAUGUGUGUGUAUGUGCACAGGGUAAGCGGAUCACUGGGCGGCUGGCACACACUCUUUCCCAGAUCUGGCCUCCAGUUCAGCUCACUACUCAUUCUGCAAACCACCGGCACAGAAUAAAAACCACCAAAACCAGGAAAGAGGCAGUUUCCACAGCCAGGGCUGGAGAAGGAUGCCCUGAACCACAUCAGACUAUUACUAAAGAUGAUCACAAGACACCAAGACAGGGCAAACAUGGAGUUUCUCAUCUGGACCUGAGAACCAGGACUGAUAUUGAUCUGAUUAAAGUUGUGGAAGAUCAAUGGCAGAGGGAAUUGAAAAUAAUGUUGGAAAAAGAGGAAGAGAUUGAAAAGACAGUGCUGGAAAAAAGAAAGCAAGAGGACGAGGAGAAGGUAAUGAAGAAACGCAUGGAAAAGGUCAAAAAGAACACAAAACCUUACGAGUUACCAUGAACCAAUAUAUGAUUUUACCUUUAAGUCUAUAAAGCACUGAGAAAUAGUGACAAACACAUCCUUAAAACUGAAACAAAUAAAAGACUGAACAAUUUUUAUUUUUCUGUAACAUUCCUUUCAAAUGACAGACAGACAGAGACAGGCAGACAUUCGUUGGCUAAAAUUGUAAAUGGCAACACUGGUAAAAAGAUGCAUACUCUUCAGAUAGUCACCACACUGUUCAAGAUUAAAAAUAGAGGAAUAUUCUCACAGGGUCGGAAAGCAUUGGCCUGCUUUCAUUAUCCUGAUUGACUACAGUCACAGACCAAUUUGGUCAUACAAGUGUGAAUUAAGCAGCUAGUUGGAAUACAGUGAUCACAGCACUUCUGACUGACCAACAGAACGACACACCAGUCAAUAUUUUCAUAAAAGGAAAAAGAAAAACAUGCUGAAUCAACAAAAAAAAAUCACAGUAGCAAGUCAACAAAUGAUCAUCUUUCACACUCAAGACAAGCGGCCAACUCUUAUUGCCAGCCUGAAACAAAACACCCCAAAAAAGAUACCCAGAGUAUAAGACAGAAAAUGGACUCCCUUUAAGAAUAAACAUCACAGAAUGAAGGAAAAUGCAUUUGUGAAAAACAUUCAUAUCAUAUAUCACAAUGUGUGGCAAAUCUACAUAUCAGAAAGAGCUUUAAGAACUUUGCCAGGUAAAAUUGGAGAAUUACUGGCAGGCAAUUUCUGACUACAGGAAGUCUGUGAUUUAAGGUCUAGAAAAAUAGAUCAUUGUUGCAUAAGACAAAAAUGUACAUUUGCAUAGUUUGAUUGUAUAAUAAAUCGAGCUUUUCCAUUUUUAAACUUCAACACAAUCACAUGAAGUUUAUAAUCCAUAGUAACCAUGACACCAUUUUAUGAUCAAGCACCCCUUCCAACUCAACCAUUGCAAGAAUUUAUAUUAUUUAUGCAUGUUUAUAUUCAUAUAGCCUAAUAUAUUAAAUAAAAAAAAAAAAAUAUUCUCUGAUAAUUAUCAUCUCUGGGAACAAUGGAAUUAAAUCUUCAAUACACAUACUUUAGUACAAGACACCCACCCACCUUUGGUCAAUUUAUGUUGCUACUGAACCUAUUUACAAUCCUUCAGACUGAAUAAAAUAGACAAAUUAAGAAAAAAGGGUGACCAAUAUAUACUAUCUAUAUAUUUAGAAAAAACAAAUCACUUAAGAAAGAUAAGACACAACAUCUGAGGCUUCUAAAUUUUAAGUCACAUUAAAUGACCCAUUUCAAUGAAUGUGAUAAACACACGUAACUUGCAGUCAUUUGCAUUGAUAGAAAUUAUCAAGGGACAUUUAAAGGUGCAGCAUGUAAGAAUUCUAGAGGUCGCUAAAGGCCUAUUCAAAACAAAGGCGUAGCUUAAUGACGCCAAGUUUGAGCGCGGAAUCUUGGGACAUGUGGUCUUCACCUCAAUGGACGGUGCAAAAGAAUAGGGAUAGGACUCUGAAAGAAAUCAUGUUCAUGGAUGCGAUUAUUAACGUUAUUGUAGUAUGAAGCAGAGCAGGACCGAGUGUUGUGGGAUCUGAACGAGGACGCUGGAGCGAUUGUGCAACACGCCUCACGAGCAGCAGAACUUUUAUUAUGCCACAGUCGCCGGCGCCGCUUCCGCUUUUCCGGUCAUGAGUAUGAGGUAACAGCAGCUCUGUUUAUCAUAUUAGAUACAUUUGAGUAUGUUGAAAAUGAUGUUAUAACGUUACUCUGUGCGUUCGCUCGGUGGCUGCUGUGAGACACUUCUUGCACACUGCAGUAAGAUGGGCAUCGAUUUUAGAAUAUCAUAUUAAAUGCUGGAUGGCUUGUGUUGAUAAAUGGAAUGCAAUUAAUUUUAAAACGUAUUGUGUGAUGGAGAAAAUGCUGUGUUACUGUUACUAAAAAUAAAGCUGCAUCUGAUUAUGCUAUGUUAGCUACUUGACAAAAUAGUGUUUUUCUCUGAGGCAUGGUAAAGCAUGGUACUCGCAAAAAAUCAAGAAAA